AUGCUCAAACUCGAGUUCGUGCCGGCCGCCGGUGAGAAGCUCGUGCUCAAGCUCUCUCCUCCGCCGCCGCUUGCUGACAAGCAGGCGUCUCUGGCGGACAACACGGCCGUCGUCGACUCUGACGGAGGUAACGCCGUCGGCAUCCCCUCCGAGCCCGUCUCGCUCAAGGAUGGCAUCGGCACCGGCACCGGCGGCACCUGCACCGCCAACACCGGCACUGGCAACGUCCCGUCCGAGGGCGAGCCCGCCGGCUCGCUCGCCGGCGUCCACUUUGCGGGCGUUUCGCUCGACGCCGUGCCCGAGGCGUCCCGCUUCACCGUCGACGAUCCGGCCGGCGCCAAGGCCGUCGGCAUCCCGCCCGAGAGCGAGCCCAGCCCGCUCAAGGACGGCAUUGACGCGGGCGGCGGCAACGUCGCGGGCGAGUCUUCGCCGAUGAAGUCCUUCGCGAAGGUCGGAAUCGUGCCGGCUGACGACGGCCGCGUCACGCUCGUCAUCUCCGCGUCGGUGUCGCCUUCGCUCCCCGGAGCCAAGGCGUGCGGCAUCAAGAACGUCAACAUCUCCGUGGCAAAGUCUGGCCCGGAGGGCGUCCUCAAGAAGGACCCGGCCGCGGAAAAGGCGCCCGACGCGGGCGUGGUCGACUCGGACAAGGCCAAGGCCAUGUUCGCCACCCACGCCGUUUUCUGGUCCAAGUUUACGCGCCCGACCGGCCCACCGACGGCCCCCACCGGCGCCGUCGAGGGCGCCCUCAAGAAGGACAUCCCUGCGGCAACGUCUGGCGCGGAGGCCUGCGUUGACGAGACCGGCGCCAUCAAGAACCCGGCGCUCAAGCCGGCCACCGAGGUCGCCACGGCCCUCAAGCCGGCGGAGGCCGGCGGCGCGCCGCUGCCGUCGAUCAAGGAAUUUCCGGAGGAGAAGAAGCCCGCCGCCACGGCGGCGAGCGCCUGGUGCGCGCCGGCGUCUGCGACCCACUCUGGCGACGCCGACUGGAAGGAGUUUCCAGAGGAGACGGCCGCCCCUGCGGGCAUCCCCGACAGGACCACGCCGUCGAACCCGCGCCGCAAGAAGGGGCGCAAGGGCGCGUCCGCCCCGAUCGUCCGCACCAAGAGCAUCGCCCCGGUCGGCGGCAACAACCGGUUCGGGGCCCUGCUCAAAAUGGACGGCAACGAGGGCAUCCUCGGCGGCACCGGCAAGGUGCCCCGCGGCUCCACGCCGUCGACCACAGACUCGGGCGCGACGGCCAACGUCGAGACGACCACGAUUACCACGCCGGAGGGCUCCGUCUCUGCCUCCGGCUGGUUCUCUUGGCCCAAGUUCUGCCCCUCCUACUUGCUCCGCCUCUUUGGCAUCCUCGCGCUGCUCUGCCUCGGAACCGCGUUUGCGCUCUCCUCGUACCCUGCCACCUCCGCGCUUCUCUCCUCGCAGUGGCACGAGUCCCCGACUUCCUUUCCCGCAGUCACAACGCCGAUCGCGCCGGCAUCGCUUAACGGCUUCUGCGAGGUUGGCGGCAUCGACACCAGCUCGUUUGUGGCCAUCGUAUCGUCGGACAGCGCGCCCGCCAACCACCCGGUGCGUGCUCGCUCGCGCGUGCUAGUAUCCGCGCCGCGCAAGCUCGUGACUAACAGCCCGCGCGCCGUUCAGGGCGGACACGAGGACGGGCGCUCGUUGGAAGCACUGAUGGACGAGAUCGGCGAGGCGGUGGGCGAGCCGUUGCACCUAAUUGGCGAGCCGCUGGCGUCCGUCAAGGAAAUUUACGAGAAGCAGCCGGCCGAGGCCGACUUGGAGACCGUCCCGGCCUCGCGCAACAGCAUGGAGCGCAAGGGCGAGCCUGAGUUCGACCUCGUCGGUCCCGUCUACAGCAACAGGACGGGGAUCAUCGCUCGGGGACGCGACACCGUCUUGCUCGUGAACGGCACGUCGCCCAAGUUGCGGCCCGCCGACGCUGGGAAGCCUGGGAUGCUGGAGGUGCGGAAGCUGGUCGAGACUGGCCUCGGCGCGCCCGUCGCUAGCAUGCACGCCGGCGGCGAGUGGCGGGCGAUUGACGGAUUGACGGACGUUUCUCGAGUGCCAACCAAGGAUCUCUUCCUCCAGCUUGGCCGGGCCGUCGACCCUCUUCUCGCGGAGCCGGCGUGGCCUGAAGAGGUCCGCGCCGCUCAGAUCUCCGACUCGAACGCGGUCGAGUCAGAUAUCUUCUCGGUCUCAAGUGCGUGCGCCGACUGGCAGCCACGCUGCGCCGCCCCUGCGUGGCACGAGGAGCCUCACCACGCGACAAGCCGCCCGCGGACCGACAAGCCGCCCGCCCCGCCAGCCGACGAACUCUCCAUCGACCCCGCCUCCCCGUUCCACAUUCCCUUCAUCAGCGGACACUCCUCUUCCGCGCCUGGCCGCGCACAGCUGCGCGGUCAGCUUUGGGCCGCCUUGUUCUUGCUGCUCGGAGCGUGCGGCGGCGUGCUGCUCUCGGUGCGGAGGAGCAAAUCGGGGCGCCUCGUGCGGUGCCGGACGGGGCACGGCGCGUGGCUGCUUCUACUCGCGAUGCUUCCGCUGGCAUCGCCAGUGUCACCGUCGCAGAAUGCAUAUCUUGUUUCUGGCGACGUUCCGACGUGGCCGUUCGCUGAGGGAGACCAUUGGCAGCGGAGAGACAACAUCAGCACCCACAAGCAACUCAACGCCGGUCGGCGCAGGCCACACUGCCCGAUCAGCAUGGAUCUUCUGCUCAGCACAUUCAUUACAAACAAGCGGAGUAGGGGAAAUCGGUACAGCAGGCUGCAGGUAUUUCGCCAUGCGAUGCGCUCAUAUUUUGAUCUCCCCAUCAAUGGUUUCUACUUAUUCAUCCAACUCGACGAGGAGUUCAGCAGUCAAAGGCAAAACCUAGAGAACGAGCUGACUUCUUCCCUCGGCAGCCGCCUUCAGCACUUGGAAUUUACACGCAUAUUGACACAAGCCAAAUGGAAAUGGCUUAUGAGCUCAAUCGGAUCCGACAAGCACUCAGGGCGGCUUGUCUUCUUCCUUCAGAAUGAUGACCAUGUCUUUAUCGACGUCGACACUUCCCUGCUAUGUCAAGGGCUUAUGCUGCUACACUCAGAGCCGUCAAAGUUCAAGACCUUGUACAUGUCACAUUGGCCAGAGGCACUGCGUCUAACAGGCAAAGUGUCACCACCUCAGCGCAUUGGGGGCUUUGUUCGUACCAACCUGACUAUGGUAGACGCUGUUCAGGUGUUCAACCUGGGCUUUCUUCAUCACAUCUUCGUCGAGCUUGAAUGGCCUCAAGGGCUGCAGGUCCGUCGAAUCGAUCGACUCAUCAUGCAACGGGCGGUGUGGGGAACAUUUGCGCAAUCACUUCUUCGUACGGCAGACACAGAGAACUCGUUGCAAGCCUUCUUUGUGCCGUUGCGUGAGUUGUGCCGCAAAUUUGAUGGUUACAUGCACGUCGGAAUUCCUUUUGCGAAGGUGCCCCAACUUGAGAUCAACCAUACGCAGCCCGUGCGGUCAGCAGAUAGUCUGAAGCAGGUAAUGCUCGCAGCCGAGAAGCUGCAGAACGACCCGUGGUCCCGCGGGAAUAAUUUUUCCGUUCCCGCUGAAUGGGUGUCUGUAAUGCUUGACCUAUAUGGUGUGCCGCGGACGACUUCAAUGGACCUCUGA
This is a messenger RNA of Emiliania huxleyi CCMP1516, 3636 nucleotides long. RefSeq lists its product as hypothetical. Lineage: Eukaryota; Haptophyta; Isochrysidales; Noelaerhabdaceae. The coding region runs from base 1 to 3636 and encodes 1211 amino acids. The record is from RefSeq and is a predicted model, not a curated record. The transcript is spliced from 7 exons.